Messenger RNA from Paramecium octaurelia, 457 nucleotides. NCBI's taxonomy places the organism in Eukaryota, Ciliophora, Oligohymenophorea, Peniculida, Parameciidae. The record is from the annotation of a GenBank genome assembly.
AUGAAUAAGUCAGACAAAUACUUAAUGUUUGAAGAUGACAUCUCUAGUACUCAAAGUUCUGAAGGAGAAGACUACAUUCCUAAAAGAAUAAUUUCUAAAUCCAAUACAAGAAGGAUCCAUAAAAUCCCCAUAGAGCAACAACAAUAACUAUUUCGACAAGUGUUUCAGGAAGGCAAACCAAUUAAAGAGGUAUUCUUUUUCCUAUUACAAUUAGGUUGCCAAAGCUUUGAAUCUAAAUUACUCUAGUGCUAAAUCUCUCAUUCAUUAUUAUAAAAAUAAUAAACGCUCAGCCCCCUUAGCAGUAUUAGAUGUUUUAAGUGGCAAAAAAUCGCUGGUGUGUAGAGUUUCAUAAAAAAUUGAUAAAAAAAAAUACAAUAAUCUAAAAAUAGAAGUCAGGCAAAAAAAUCAAAUUCUUCACUCCUACAACUAUUAUGAACAAAAGACAACUCAUAAAUGA